This is a messenger RNA of Eurytemora carolleeae, 2209 nucleotides long. RefSeq lists its product as uncharacterized. Bases 413 to 1894 code for a protein of 493 amino acids. Gene Ontology annotation, cellular component: nucleus; cytoplasm. Gene Ontology annotation, molecular function: protein binding. NCBI's taxonomy places the organism in Eukaryota, Metazoa, Arthropoda, Copepoda, Calanoida, Temoridae. The record is from RefSeq and is a predicted model, not a curated record. The transcript has 13 exons.
UAGAAUGAGGCAAUGAUGAAUUAAAAGACAAACUUCCCAUCUUGCUCCACGGAACUUUAUUUAAAUUGAAAGUUAUUCAUGUUCCGACAUCUCUGUUUAAAACCAAAAGAAUAACAAAGGAAUUUACAGAAAAUUCCGAAGUUUUUGUGACAAGAAAGAGCUUUUAAAAUAAUAAAGAUUGGGAUUAAAUGCUUCGUUUAUAAAUGACUUCUUUAAAAUUUUGUUCUCUUCCCAUGGUUUUAUAAUCAAGGAUAUAAAUUAAUUUCAAUUUAUUAAAAUGAUAUUUGUUAACACUUUUCAUUGUUUAUGCUCAGCGUUCACAUAUCGUAAUUUUUUGUGAAAAUGAAAAAAGUAGAUAUUCACGUCACCUUUAUAACAUGUUUAUUCACCCUUCAAUAGGUAUAGAUUUAGAAUGUACAGAAAAAAGGGGAAGAAGGCUAAGAAGAUAAAAAAUGGAGGUUGCAAAAAAGCUCUUUCUGUGGAGAAGGUUGAAGAUAAGAAUCUGAAGGAUUCAGAAGAAGAACCUGAAAAGCAUCAAAAGGAGAACAAAUCUGCUAACGAUGGAUCGAGUUUGGAGGAUUUUAAAGGAUGCGCGGAAGAAAUUAAGAAAAUUGAAAAGUCUCAAAAGUUUCAAAUAGAAUUUAUCAACGACUGGGCCAGAACGGAACUGGAUUUCUAUGAUGAGGCAUCGAAGCUUACUGAAGAAGCUCUACUGCAAGAGAAUUUAGAGUUGAAUCCGCACAUAGAUCAUUCUAAACUUAGUGGAAAGAGUGCUGCACGUGCUCACGUGUUCUGGAACCACAGGUUGGAUUAUCAUCCACUCAUCUGCAGUCAUAUCUCAGACUGGGCUAGGGAUCUCUUCUGUGGAAGGUAUCGGCUUCUGGAGGAUUAUCUAAAAGAUAAGACGAUCGAUCAAGUAAUCAGCAAGGUUAAGCAUCGUGAAUCCCUCCUCAAGGUCAACUCUGUGUUCCAUGUGAUACUCGGAGCAACCACCAGUCUAAACCCAUUAGAACAGGAGAUCUUUGACAAGUUGGAUCCAAAUGAGAUUAAUCAUCCCAGAUGUCUCCGUCUCCUGUUGAAUAAUGGUGGAUCAGUUCACUGGAGGGAUGGAGCUGGAUUUACUCCUCUCCAAUGGGCCGUCAACUCAUGCUUCGAGACCACCAAGGUUCAGGAUGAUAUUGUCAAGCUUUUGUUAGAUAAAGGAGCGGAUCCUAAUGCUCCGGAUAGAACAGGUUCCACCCCGCUCAUGGUGGCAGCACAGCAGGGAAACCUAAAAUAUGUUAAACGGUUCCUGAGUGCUGGAGGAGAUCCAACCUUGUGCAACAAUGACGGGGUUUCUGUGAUGGAUUGCGCUAAGAGUUAUCCGGAGAUAAUCUCAACCCUUGUCAUUUCAAUCUCAAGAUAUUUCACUGAAGAGUUGGAUCCGGUGUGUUCCAAUGAUAACUGUAAACGCCUGCAUAAGACGAUCUGUACAGGAUGCUAUUGGGGGCAGUACUGCUCUAAGACAUGCCAGAAAACGCACUGGAGUAAACAUAAGAGGAUUUGUAAAGCAGCUCCGAUCCUUUUCAGAACUGCUAAUCUCAUAUUCGACAGCCCCUUCCUGAUGACGAGAGGGAUCCACGAGGGGAAGAUAACAGUUGAACCUUAUCCUCCGGUUUUUAACCCAACCCAGAGAAGAUUCAGAAUAUGUGUCUAUUUCCCGCAGGAAAAUCAGUGGGAGGAGGACGCCCAUGCAGUUCUGUUUACACUUGACUACAGUAUUGUUGCAGAGCUGAAAUACAGUCUCAACAAGGAGUUGUACGUUGAGCUUCUUCAACAGUAUAACAGAAACCCUUUCAUCAAGUUAAACUGUGUCUGGAAAAAUGAACCUGACAAGAUCUAUAUACUUCCUUAGUGAUUUAUCGGAUAGUUCAUAUUGAACUAUAGUCGUUAAGUGUCUUAUAUAUUCAUAACUAUUUUUUUGCGCAUUUUUAUAUUGUAAACAACACAUUUUGUACAGCUUUGUCAUCAUGUUAUAUUAUUGUGUUCUGUGAGUGUGCAGUAUUGUAAAUACAGUAGAAUCCUCAUUUUUUGUAUUUUUUGUUCAAGGUUUUGAUAAUGUUCGUAUCUUUUACAGGUUUAAGAAUUGUUUAACAAAUUGUAAUUUUUUACAAUGUUUAUGUUGAAUAGUUUUCUUAAAUGGAUUAUAUUAAGCUUUUGAUCAUUUUUU